UUUUGCUAUGGUGGAUUGUUGAUGACCUGAGACAUAAAUUUUAUAGAAAUUUCAGUCAAAUCUUGGUCAUAAAGUUUGCAAAUUUUCCUUUUGGAUCUCUUUUAAACUAUUUCGCUUACAAAAAGUGUAUGAAAUGACGUACUUUUUGCGAAAAUAAACGCUCAUUCUUACGUAACUGGAAUGAUCUAAAAUGCUACUUGGCUCAGAUCUAUCGAACACCCUUUUAGUAUGCUAUCUCAAGUAUUUUAUCGACAUGGGCGACUCUGUGCAUCCCAUCCAUGGGAGGUCAUCAUCGCUUUCUUGACCUUAAUUUCCUGGAAAUUGUCGAUGGGCUCAUCCCAAAUAGGCAAUUCCAAAAUGUAUGAAAAUUCAGAGGAAAAUAAGGGAGUAGAGAUGGUUCUUCUUUCAAUAGCCAGAUGUGUAGCAAUAUUGUUUUGCAUACAGCAGUUCAUGAAACUAAAUAAAUUAGGAUCAACAUAUUUAGUUGGAAUUGGAGUGCUUUUCACAGUCUUUUGUUUAGUGCCAUGUUUUGUAUUCAGUACUACUAUAUCGAACCUCUGGGAAGGAGAUUUUACUGAGCUUAAAAAGGCAUUGCCCUUUUUCUUCUUACUAAUGGACUUAACCAAAGCUGGACUACUUGCACAAUUUGCUCUGAGCUCUUCUACACAGGAAGAAGUUCGAGAAAAUAUUGCUCAAGGCAUGUCAAUUUUAGGUCCAACAAUUACUUUGGAUACCAUUGUAGAAACUCUAGUCAUUGGUGUUGGAACUUUAUCAGGGGUAAAGAGGUUGGAAGAGUUAUGUCGAUAUGCUUGCAUGUCUGCUGUUGUAAAUUAUUUCGUCUUCAUGAUAUUUUUUCCUGCAUGUUUAUCUCUAAUUCUUGAGUUAUCAAGAGAUAGGGAUGAAGGAAGACCUGUAUGGCAUUUAAGCACACUAACAAGAAUAUUGCAGCAAGAAGAGGAGCAAAAGCCUAACCCAGUCUUACAAAGGGUCAAAGUUAUAAUGUCUGCAGGUCUUGUUUUAGUUCAUGCUCACAGUCGGUGGCCUUUACUUGUGGCGAGUAAAGCUCUUCAACAAGCCAGCAAAGUAAAUCCUGCUGAUUCUAUUGGUCAACAUUCAAACUGGGAUUUAUAUAUGCAAAAGUGGUUUGGUAGUGCAGAGCAAAUGGUAAUGAUAGCAUUUGCAUGCACAUUUGCUGUUAUGUAUCACUAUUUAGAAUCCAGAGAAGAUCUCAGUGAACAUUUGGCUUCUGCUGCAAUUUCAUCCCCAUCAAAAUGCCCAUCAGGAUAUCGAAGCAGUUUGUCUCCUCAAACAGUACAAUCAGCUUAUGAAAGCCCAUGUUGGAAACAAGAUUCCAUUUCAGCAAGAAAAAUGAUAUCCUGCAGCCAAGAUACUCAUUCUGUGUCUUUUACAAUGGGAGGAGAAGAAAUAGAUAGUAUAAAACGUUCUUUAACCAGCUGUUUUGAUAAAAUCAUACAGACAGAUAGUGAAAAACCUUAUGAUGAAAUUUCAGAAGCAGUGGCUGUGGCAGAACCUCGUAGUAUCGAGGAAUGCAAAGAAAUCCUUAAGUCAGAAGUAGGUGGAGCGGGCUUAACUGAUAAUGAAGUUUUACUCCUAGCUGAAAAGAAAAUUAUACAAUCCCAUAAACUUGAGACAAUUGUUCAGAAUCCAAAAAGAGGAGUUGUUUUGCGGAGAAAAUUGCUUUCAAAGCUUGCUAAACGUGGCCAAAUUUUAGGAUCAUUGCCUUAUUGCAAUUAUGAUUACAAAUUGGUGAUGGGAUCUUGUUGUGAAAAUGUUAUAGGCUAUGUUCCUAUUCCUGUUGGAGUUGCAGGACCUCUUUUCUUAGAUGGAGAAAUGCUGUACGUUCCAAUGGCAACUACUGAAGGUUGUCUUGUAGCAAGUACUAAUAGAGGUUGUCGAGCCCUGGCUCUAUCAGGUGGAGUUAGAAGUAGUUUAUUGGGUGAUGGCAUGACACGAGGUCCAGUUGUAAGAAUGCCAUCUGAAGUAGAAGCUGGAGAAGUAAAAAGAUGGGUUGAAAAGAGAGAAAAUUUUGAAAUUUUAAAAGCUGCAUUUGAUUCGACAAGCAGGUUUGCACGAUUACAAAGUGUUGAAGUACAAACUGCUGGACCAUUAGCUUUUCUCAGGUUUAGAGCAGUUACUGGUGAUGCCAUGGGUAUGAAUAUGUUGUCCAAAGGAUCUGAUGUUGCACUCAAUAAAUUACGUGAAAUAUUUCCAAGUGUAGAAAUCCUGAGUCUCAGUGGCAACUAUUGUACAGAUAAAAAGCCAGCUGCUCUUAAUUGGAUUCAAGGACGUGGCAAAGAAGUGGUUUGUGGAGCAAAAAUUCCGGCUAAAGUAGUAAAAGAGGUUUUAAAAACAGAUGUACAAACUUUAGUCAAGUUGAACAUAGCAAAAAAUUACAUUGGAUCUGCUAUGGCAGGGAGCAUUGGUGGAUUCAAUGCCCAAGCUGCAAAUAUUGUCACUGCCAUUUAUCUUGCAACUGGUCAAGAUCCUGCCCAAAAUGUUACUAGUUCCAACUGUUUGACUCAACUAGAAGUCACUGGAGAAGAUGACAAAGACCUAUAUAUCACCUGUACAAUGCCUUCUAUAGAAGUAGGAACUGUAGGAGGAGGCACAUUUCUUCCAGCACAGUCUUCUUGUUUAGAGCUUCUUGGAGUUAAGGGACCUUGUGAUUCAUGUCCUGGCAGAAAUGCUUCAAAAUUAGCAAAAAUUGUUUGUGCAACAGUUCUUGCGGGUGAGCUUUCCCUUCUUUCUGCAUUAGCAGAAGGACAUCUUGUACGUUCCCAUAUGACACACAACAGGUCAACUGUAAAUGUUCAGUCUCAGUUGACGUCACUACCAUCAGUAGAUAAUGCUUUAGUUAAUGUGAAUCCAACGUCAUGAGCUGUUGUCCGAUAUUGAAAUCUUCGAAGGCAUAUGAAGCAAAGAAAAAACAUCUCUUCAACUCAUUGCAUUUUCAAAAGUGAUCAAAGAAUUUUUAGCCAUGGGCAUUACAGAGUUAAGGAAAGAAAAAUCAUUCAGCACUUCCAACUCAAGCAAAUAUCUUUAGCAUGUAUCAAGUUUUCACACAUUUGAUCUUGAAAAUAGAUGAAUGCAUUAAAUCCUCCAUUAUUUCUACUUAAAAGAUUUGUAUGAGUUUCACUCCAGCCUUCACAAGCCUUUUGAAAAAUUUUGCUACAUAUGAAAACAUGUAAAUAAUAGGUUAAUAAAUUUAGAAUUGUAUAUUACCUUUUAAA
Molecule: messenger RNA, 3251 nt
Organism: Uloborus diversus
Lineage: Eukaryota; Metazoa; Arthropoda; Arachnida; Araneae; Uloboridae
Gene: Hmgcr
Product: 3-hydroxy-3-methylglutaryl-coenzyme A reductase-like
Exons: 22
Coding region: 229-2898 (889 amino acids)
Biological process (GO): isoprenoid biosynthetic process; sterol biosynthetic process; coenzyme A metabolic process
Cellular component (GO): endoplasmic reticulum membrane; peroxisomal membrane
Molecular function (GO): NADP binding; hydroxymethylglutaryl-CoA reductase (NADPH) activity; protein binding
Source: RefSeq, a predicted model, not a curated record